Porites evermanni is the source of this 1699-nucleotide messenger RNA. The record is from the annotation of a GenBank genome assembly. Lineage: Eukaryota; Metazoa; Cnidaria; Anthozoa; Scleractinia; Poritidae.
UCAUCCCUCAUGGCAGCCUCUUCUGAUCAAGAAUUUGAAAAACAGAAAUCAAAUAGCAACACAGUAUGUUAAGCUUCUGGGAAGCUGUCAAUUAUGCUUUUUUACCAUAAUAAUAUUUAGGAGUCACAGAAGAUUUAGAAAGAAAUGUUUUCUUCAAAGUUUCCUCCUUAUAAAAUUAGACAAUCAACUACAGGCAUUUCUUUUGUUCUCGUUUGAACUAUAGCUUAGACUCAAAGUAACCAUAAUAUAAUGGUAUAAGAGACUACUUUGUGAGACUUGUCAGUCCCCGGUUUUAAAAUCCUAUGGGGAGUCUUUUCCGUUCAGGUGCAAGGCUCGCUGUUUCUGGUGAAUUGCGAGUUUGAGACUCCACUAAAGCGCUAAAACCUAUCAGGGCUGAAAAUUUUUGAAACAAUAUGUACAUGUAGUUUAUAUUCCCACAAGCAUGAAAAUAGAGCUAAGAGCUAACGUCUUCAAACGGCUGCAGGCCAUGCCUUAAUAUUGGUACUUAAUUGCACAUCAAAUAUGCGUUUACCAGUUCCAGUUUACCUUAAAAGCUACGACUAAAAUAUGCGUUGUACUCAGUAAUAUACUGAUGUGGGAUUUGUUCUGGCCUAUUCUCAUGUGCGACCGUAGGUAGUUAAGAUUUUGUUAGACUUGGGAUAGUUAAUGUUAGAGACGGUCUGAUUCCUAUUAAGCCCAAGAUUCAGAGAAUUCCCAGUAUUUGAUGAACCAUUGGACAGGUCUAGUAAUAGGGUGCAGUGAAACCUCUCAGCAAAUAAUAAAUUAUCAGUUUAUAAAAUGUCGGCGUUGUAGGUUUUUGAUGGUAAAAUAUAUAACAUAUAAAACAAUUAUUAUUUUAAUCUGACUUUUGCAGGCUGAUAAUUGUCCUCCGAUCACCACCUCAAGCCUUACUUCACGAGUAGAACCAGGUCAAGAUGACGGUUUUUCUACCAGCAGGUCAGUACUAAACGUUACCCUUCUGGGAAGUGAGUGGAAUUCCUCAGAAGGUGGUUUGUCCACAUUCAAUAGGGAACUUGCAAUUAACCUUUCAAAACACCCCAAAGUGGAAGUGACAUUGUUGGUUCCAGAGGGAGUUUGUAAAGAUGAUGAGAAAAGAGAAGCUUCAAGCUUUGGGGUUACUAUUAUCGAGGCGAAGAAACUACUAGACUAUGAUCGUCUUGAUUGGUUAACCUGCCCACCUAAAGAUCUCAGUAUUGAUGUGCUCGUUGGACAUGGUAGGAAACUUGGCCGCCAAGUACAGAUAAUACGAAAUAAUGUCAAAUAUAGUAACUGUAAGUGGCUGCAAGUGGUGCAUACUGCUCCAGAAGACCUCAGCAAGUUCAAAGAUGACAAUGAUCCCCUGUCGAAAGGUGAAAAAAAGCAUGAUGUCGAAGUCGAGCUUUGCGAACUUGCCGAUCUUGUCAUUCCUGUUGGACCGCGAUUGACCGAGUUUUUCUCUUCGUAUUUACGCGGCUGCAAAAAUGAUAACGACUUGUUUUUGUUUACUCCAGGACUUUUCGAAAGAGAAUUCGGGGAUUUAGAACAAGCUUCUCGUCACAAUGCAGAAUUUAGAGUUUUAAUAUUUGGUCGUGGCUCUGAGAAAGAUUUCGAGGUUAAAGGGUACGACAUUGCUGCCAAAGUAUUUACAGACCCAAGGUUGAGGAGGAAGCGUUAUCAACUGAUCUUUGUUGGAGCACCU